This is a messenger RNA of Odocoileus virginianus texanus, 336 nucleotides long. The record is from RefSeq and is a predicted model, not a curated record. NCBI's taxonomy places the organism in Eukaryota, Metazoa, Chordata, Mammalia, Artiodactyla, Cervidae.
UGCUGCACUAGCGGCGGCGGCGGCUCAGCGGGACCGAGGGCACGAGCGGCCGAGACCAUGGCUGGAGGCAAAGCUGGAAAGGACAGUGGAAAGGCCAAGGCCAAGGCAGUGUCUCGCUCACAGAGAGCUGGGCUACAGUUUCCUGUGGGCCGCAUCCAUAGACAUUUGAAGACUCGUACCACGAGCCACGGAAGGGUCGGUGCCACUGCUGCAGUGUAUAGUGCUGCGAUUCUGGAGUACCUCACCGCUGAGGUUAUGUGCUCAAAUGUCUUGGUACAGAGUAAUCCUUCUAAGUGUGUCCUUUAUGACAUGUUGCUACACUUUCUGGAACAAUAA